Drosophila virilis is the source of this 1082-nucleotide messenger RNA. Lineage: Eukaryota; Metazoa; Arthropoda; Insecta; Diptera; Drosophilidae. The record is from RefSeq and is a predicted model, not a curated record.
ACCUGUCAGAGACAGGUUUGCUGAGCGAAUAAUAAUACGAACAAUUAACGUGUGAAACUACACAGUAUAUUUGUUAAAUACAUGUAAAUACAUAUAUAUACGAGUGCAUCGGUAUUUUUGUUUGUUGUCCGGAAGUGAGAUUCUACAGGAUGGAUGAACUUAAGGGUUUUCUGAAACAAGCCGGCCAAGAGUUUCUCAAUGCCGCUGGCGAGGCUGCGAUGGGCGCCGCCAAGGAUGUGGUUGGAUCUGUGAUUAACGAAAUAUUUAUAAAGAAGGAGGCGGAUACCAAGCGCGUACUUCCAAGCAUUAAGAAUAUGCGAGUUCUGGGCGAAAACAACUCGAAUCUUGGACCGCACUCGGAGGUGCAGGAUUAUGAAACACUUAGGAAUAAUUGUUUGACGAAUGGAUCUUUAUUCGAGGACGCACUCUUUCCGGCCAGCAAUGAGUCCCUCAUGUUCUCACGCCGACCCGACCGAUAUAUAGAAUGGCUGCGACCUCAUGAAAUCGUUGACAAUCCUCAAUUUUUCGUCGAAGGCUAUUCCAGAUUUGAUGUGCAACAGGGCGAACUUGGCGAUUGUUGGCUUUUGGCUGCCACCGCAAACCUGACACAUGAAUCGUCUCUGUUCUUCCGGGUGAUUCCCCCGGAACAAAGCUUCGAAGAGAACUAUGCUGGAAUAUUCCACUUUCGUUUUUGGCAAUAUGGUAAAUGGGUUGACGUGGUUAUUGAUGACCGUUUGCCAACGUAUCGUGGAGAGCUACUGUAUAUGCAUUCGGCUGAGAAAAACGAAUUCUGGAGUGCACUCUUGGAGAAGGCAUAUGCUAAACUUCAUGGAUCGUAUGAAGCCCUCAAGGGCGGCACCACAUGCGAGGCGAUGGAAGAUUUUACGGGCGGUGUCAGCGAGUGGUAUGAUCUUAAGGAAGCACCAGCGAAUCUUUUUAGCAUUCUGCAGAAAGCCGCAGAACGUAACUCCAUGAUGGGAUGCUCCAUCGAAGCAGAUCCCAACGUGCUGGAAGCCGAAACUCCACAGGGAUUGAUUCGAGGACAUGCUUACUCCAUUACCAAGGUGUGCCUUAUUGUGUGA